Molecule: messenger RNA, 575 nt
Organism: Etheostoma cragini (Arkansas darter)
Lineage: Eukaryota; Metazoa; Chordata; Actinopteri; Perciformes; Percidae
Product: dynamin-1-like
Exons: 3
Cellular component (GO): membrane; microtubule; cytoplasm
Molecular function (GO): microtubule binding; GTPase activity; GTP binding
Source: RefSeq, a predicted model, not a curated record
UGAACCUCCACCAGCAUCCUCCAGAUUCACGCCUCUCUCUCCCUGUGCCUGUCUCUCCGUCUGUCUGUCUCUCUGCCUGUCUGUCUCUCUGUCCCUCCACGCCUGUCUGUCUGCCCGCCGUGUGUCCGCCAUGGGGAACCGGGGCAUGGAGGACCUGAUCCCGCUGGUGAACCGGCUUCAGGAUGCCUUCGCCUCCAUCGGCCAGAACUCGAGUCUGGACCUGCCGCAGAUCGCGGUGGUGGGGGGGCAGAGCGCCGGGAAGAGCUCGGUCCUGGAGAACUUCGUGGGGAGAGACUUCCUGCCGCGAGGGUCAGGGAUCGUCACUCGCCGUCCGCUGGUGCUGCAGCUCAUCAACUGUCCCACAGGUACUUAUAUAUACUGCAAUACUACUAUAUAUACUAUAUUAUAUACAUUAUACUGGUGCUGCAGCUCAUCAACUGUCCCACAGACCACAGACCUGUGGAUGGAGACAGCGAGACUCAGCCAAGGACAGGGACGUGCAUUUGCAGCAUCUUCAUCAUCUACCAUGCAGGAAGCUGAAGCAGAGGACAGUGGGGACGACGCUGAAGAGGACA